This is a messenger RNA of Bombina bombina (fire-bellied toad), 678 nucleotides long. RefSeq names its product bombesin. Bases 35 to 394 code for a protein of 119 amino acids. NCBI's taxonomy places the organism in Eukaryota, Metazoa, Chordata, Amphibia, Anura, Bombinatoridae. The record is from RefSeq and is a predicted model, not a curated record. Gene Ontology annotation, biological process: neuropeptide signaling pathway. The transcript has 3 exons.
CUCUCACAGCUCUGCGGUACUCACAGCUUUAGACAUGUCUGCGAUUCCUCUGAACAGGAUCCUGCCUCUAGGGUUCCUAUUUCACCUGCUGCUUUUCUCCUUCAUUUCUCUGUCCAGCUGCAUGGAGUUCGUUGAAGAUCCUAACAAUCAGGGCAGAAUCAGCCUGCAGCAGAGGCUGGGGAAUCAGUGGGCAGUGGGUCACUUCAUGGGUAAGAAGAGCCUACAGGACACAGACUUUGAAGAGAUGGAAAGUUUUGCUAAACGUAACGUUGAGAACAUGAGAGCUGCCCUCCUGCAGGAGCAGAACAGAGCAGGAUCAGAAAGAGAGCUGCGGCAUGCACAGUUGGUAGUAAGGAAGAUCUUGGAGCAGUAUCUGAAGAAUAUGCAGAAUUAGCAAAGAAAUGUGUCUUCCUGUACAUACAGAAAUAUAUUUGUGCCUGAGACAUGGGACUUAUUUUAAACAUUCCAAAGUUUAUUGUUUACAAAAAAAAAAAAAACUGAAGUCUAAAGACAAUGAGAAUUUUUCAUUUAUAAUUUUAAUUUAAGAUCCAUUUUCUAAAUUUAAAGUAAAAAAAAAACAACAACUCCUCUUCAGAGAUAUGUACGGAAUAUUUUUUCUGCCAUUUUAUGCAGUGUUCUAACUAAAACCUGUGAAUAAAAGUCAUUCUUUGCACACAA